Messenger RNA from Didymodactylos carnosus, 282 nucleotides. The record is from the annotation of a GenBank genome assembly. Lineage: Eukaryota; Metazoa; Rotifera; Eurotatoria; Philodinida; Philodinidae.
AUGGAUGCGGCCAGAUACGCCGAUAUGUUUGCUGAUAAUGUCUACGUUUUGGAAGGUGGUAUAUAUGAUCAUGAGGAUGAUUUAUUACAUCGAUUAGCAAACGAUAUCAAGAUAUAUUUGAUGAAAAAUAUAGAUAUUCAUAAACAGAAAGCAGAAGAUUGCAAAGCUCAUGCAGACGAAAUAGUUCGCGAACUUGGACAGAUGAGACGAGAACAGUAUACAUACUAUUAUAAUCGUCACACAAAUGAAGAAGAACCAGUUGGUGCACCACCCUCAGAUUAG